AUGCAAUUAGUACCAAAUGAUAUUCGGACAGAAGAUAUUUCAGAAACAGAGCCCAUUUUGUCGCAGCCUAGUAGAGUUGAGAGAUCAGAGGAAUCUUCCUCGUCAAUUGAAAUAACUGUGUGUGGCGAUUGUUCUAUAUCUUAUGAUGACCUUCCCAGUCCUGAUGUUCAUGAAAAUUACUCUCUGGUGCAACCAGACCAACCACAAUGCCGGAUAUGCCUUGACUCUGAAGGAGAAGAUUUGAUUGCACCAUGCCAUUGUAAAGGCACCCAAAAGUUCGUCCACAGAUCAUGUCUUGAUAAUUGGAGGUCAACAAAGGAGGGCUUUGCUUUUGCUCACUGUACAGAAUGCAGGGCAAUGUUUAUAUUGCGCGCAAACGUCCCCCCUGACCGUUGGUGGCUGAGAUUAAAAUUUCAAAUUCUUGUUGCAAGGGACCAUGCGGUCAUUUUUGUUGUUAUUCAGCUGAUUGUUGCGUUUCUAGGUGUACUUGUGUACAAAUUUUAUGGAGAAGAACUAAGGGAAAUGUUUGGUUAUGAAGAACACCCAUAUGGAUUCUACACAAUGGCAGUUUUAGCAAUUGUGUUGGUGGGAUUGCUUUAUGGAUUCUUCAUUGCAAUAAUAUGCGGACAGAGGAUCAAUGAGCGCCACUACCAUGUUCUUGCCAAACAAGAACUAACAAAGGAAUAUGUGCCAUGUCACCGAGCUAAGAAUGCUGGGCCUCUAUUAAGGGUUUCCAUUCCAUGGUGCUUUGGAUGUAUUACAGUUUUGAAAUGGAGAUAUUUACAUGUCAGUUCCAAUGGAACCUUGUUGCCUUAA
Molecule: messenger RNA, 816 nt
Organism: Fraxinus pennsylvanica
Lineage: Eukaryota; Viridiplantae; Streptophyta; Magnoliopsida; Lamiales; Oleaceae
Source: the annotation of a GenBank genome assembly